UAAAUAUUAUAAAACAACCAUUACACUAUACACGUGAUUCACCAUAGAAACUCUCAACUUAUUUGGGGCACAGUCAUCACUAUAAUAAUAAACAAAAGAAAAAGAUACAAGAACAAAAAAGGACCAUUGAAGCCUAGUCCACUAACACAGUCACAGCCCCCUAAUUAUUAUAUUAAAAAGCAACAAAAAACUAUCAAUACCAGAUUGAUCACUGUGUGCUCAACUUGGGUUUUUACAAUAGUGAAACUCACUAACACAGCUUUCUAUAUAUAAUCAUAUAAUAAACAAACUAUUGUCCUACUAAUAAUCAUAUAAUAUACAUAUCUGAAUUAAUUUCAAACGGCUUCCCUUCACUCUUGUUCAUCAAACUAAAUUCUUAGCUUGAAUAUAAUUUGCUCUCUCUAAGUGUCUCCAUUGGUUACCAAACAUGGCUGUUGAACUAGUUGCUGGUGCUUUGCUAUCUUCUUCACUUCAGGUCUUGUUUGAACGAUUGGCCUCUGUGGACAUACCCCGGCUGUUCCAGGGAAAGAAAGUGAUCUUGGAUCAGCUAGAUGAGCUGAACACUGUGUUGUUAUCAGCUAAUGUACUGCUCAAUGAUGCUGAGGAGAAGCAACUUCGAAACGAUGAGGUUAGGAAGUGGCUGUUCAAGCUUCAAGAUGUCAUCUAUCAAGCUGAUGACUUGCUCGAUAGGAUUGACUAUGAAGCUCUAAGAUCCAAGCUCGAAGAUGAUCAUCAGUCUGGAAGCAGUAGCGCCAGCAAGGUAUUUAGCCAGAUGAAAUCUUUGUCAUUUUUCAUGUCUGAAUUUGAUAAAUCUGUUAAGCUUGAUUCCAUGGAGAUCCUUCGCAAGCUGAAGAUUCUGGUUGAUCAAAAGGAUGCUCUUGGCCUGAGAGAAUUAGGUGCACUCAACAAACCUUCAACAAGGCCGCUUGCUCCUUUGGUGGAGGAAUCUGAUGUUUAUGGGAGGGAUGCUGAAAAACAACUCAUUGUUGAUCUGUUGCUAACGGAUGGUGUUGAUGGUAGUAACAAGAUUUCUGUGAUCCCGAUUGUCGGGAUGGGUGGUGUGGGAAAAACCACUCUUGCACAACUUGUUUAUGAUGAUGAAAGAGUUCAAAGUCAUUUUGAGCUAAAAGUAUGGGUUACUGUGUCAGAUGAGUUUAACAUUUCAAAGAUAACAAAAGAGCUCUAUGAAGGAGUCACUGGCCACAAAUGCGAUACUCAGAGCUCUGAUGAACUAAUCAGAAGGAGACUGAAGGAAGCAUUGAAGGGGAAGAAGUUUUUGUUUGUUCACGACGAUGUGUGGAACGAGUCUUAUUCUUUGUGGGACAGUUUGAAGAGUUGUUUUGAGUCUGGAGCAAAUGGAAGUAAAAUUAUUGUGACUACCCGAAGCACAGUUGUUGCCUCCACUAUGGCCACUGGACGUGUUCAUCAUCUACAAACUUUGUUGGAUGAUGAUUGUUGGAAAUUAUUUGUCAAACAUGCAUUUGGUAAUAAUUUUGAUGAGAACAACUUUGAAGAGUUGCAAGCGGUUGGCAAAAAAAUAGUGGGCAAGUGCAAAGGUCUUCCGUUGGCAAUAAAAUGUCUUGGUGGAUUUUUACGUGGUGAACGAAAUGCUGAAAAAUGGGAGGACAUACUCUAUAGCGACACAUGGGAGGAGUUGUACAAGAAGGAGGGUUCCAUUCUUCCAGCUUUAUGGUUGAGCUAUCGUCACUUACCUACACAUCUCAAGCAGUGCUUUGCCUAUUGUUCCAUAUUUCCUAAAGAUUAUGAAUUUAAAAGAGAAAAAUUGAUUUUGUUAUGGAUGGCUGAAGGGUUUCUGCCAAUGGAUACACAAAGUAAAAAGAUGGAGGAAUUUGGAAAGGAAUACCUUGAAGAUCUCUUAUCAAGGUCCUUCUUUCAACAUUCAAGUAGUAAGUGGAAUGAAUCCCAACUCCAAAUGCAUGACCUCGUACAUGAUCUAGCCAUACUUGUAUCAGGUGAUUUUUGUUCCAGAUUAGAUUUGAGCAAUGAGUUAAUUAAAUGUUCAACAAAUGUUCGUCGUAUGUCAUUUAAGGGAAGCAAUCAAAAACUUAACAAGCUUAGCAGCUUGAGUAAAGCUAGUUGUUUGCGUACCUUUAUAUUAUUGCCAUCUUGGAUUCAAGAAAGACCAGUCUCUAAAAACUACUCAGUCCUCUUUGAGAUCUUGCUUACAAAGGUAAGUUGUUUAAGAGUGCUUUCUUUAAGUUGGGCUUCUUUUAAGAAGUUACCUGAUUCAAUUGGUAGUUUGAUACAUUUAAGGUAUUUGGAUUUGUCCAGUACUAAAAUUGAAGAGUUACCUGAUUCAGUUUGCAGUCUGUACAAUUUACAAACUUUAUUGCUUUCACGGUGUGAAAAGCUUACUCAGUUACCAAAGAAAAUGGGAAGCUUGAUCAAGUUGCGUUACUUAGAUAUUAAAGGUGUACCUCUGAAAGAGUUGCCAAAAGGAAUCAAUGAGAUGAAAUACUUGCACAUCUUACCAAAAGUAGUAUUGUGUGACAAGCAUAACGAUGAUGUAUUUAAAAUUACAGAGUUAGCAGAUGCUGAACAUCUAUGUAGAGAGCUUGAGAUUUCUGGCCUGGAAAAUAUUAAUGAUGCAAUGGAGGCUUCAAAGGCUAAUUUAAAGGUUAAGAAGGACCUUAAGACACUAACUUUGAGGUGGAACAAUGAUGUUGGGGUUGAUAGUUCGAAAAAGGAACUAGAUGUACUUGAAGCACUUCGACCCCAUACAAACUUGGAGGAUCUUGAGAUUGAAAGUUAUAGAGGUACAACAUUCUCGAACUGGAUUACUGAUUAUGCGUUUUCUAAUUUAGUAUCAAUCAGUUUGAAAGAUUGUAAAAGCUGCUGGUUUUUGCCACCACUCGGACGACUACCUUCUUUGAAAGAUCUCACAAUUGAAGGAUGUGAUAGUGUGCUGUCAAUCGGUGAUGAGAUUGAUAGCUGUGGUCCUCUAUUCAGUUGUUUAGAAAGUUUAAGUAUAAAAUAUAUGUUGAUGUGGAAAGAAUGGUCAUUUGGUAAUGAAGCUAUUCUUGAAGAAGGUCAAAUAUUAUUCCCUCGUCUUAAAAAACUGAGUCUGUAUAAAUGUCCAAGGCUUAACAUUGGCUUGCCUUGUUACCUUCCAUCAUUAGUACAUCUAGCUAUCUAUGACUGUGAGGAAAUGGAGGUUUUGCUUCCGAGAACUAUUCAACAGACUGUCAUAGCCCCACUAUCUCUUAUGGAGAUAGUAGAUUGUCCUGUGUUGGAGUCACUUCUAGAUUGGGGAUCACACUCCGUAGUAGAGGAGAUUUGGCUAUGGAGAACAAAAGCUCUUUUUGAGAACCGUAGUAAAUGGGAUCUACAGAGACUCUCAUGUUUGAGAUUGUUAAAUAUCAAUGGAUGGGAAGAUGAAUCGUUUCCUGAGGAAGGGCUCCUUCCUAUCACUCUUGAUGCAGUUGGAAUCCAACAUUGUAGCAACCUUGAAACCCUCAACGGAAAGGCCUUUCAACAACUCACAUCCCUCACUCACUUAUAUAUUAGUAAUUGUGAAAGGCUGCGGUGCUUGCCAGAAGAAGGGCUGCCUGCUUCCCUUUCUAAAUUAGAUAUACUGGAUUGUCCUUUGGUAAAGCAACGGUGUGAGAAAGGAGGAGAAGAUUGGCCUAAGAUUCAACACAUCGAAGAUGUAUUUUUGUAUUCAUCAUGCAUGUAGUUGGAAAAUCAGAUUUUGAUAUUGAUGGUUGGAAUGUGUCUUAUUCUUUGUGGGACACUUUGAAGAGUUGUUUCGAGUCUGGAGCAAACGGAAGUAAACUUAGUGGGACGAUGAUCUUUGGCAAUUUAUUAGUCAAACAUGCUUUU
Messenger RNA from Cannabis sativa, 3843 nucleotides. RefSeq names its product putative disease resistance RPP13-like protein 1. The transcript has 3 exons. Gene Ontology annotation, biological process: defense response to other organism. The record is from RefSeq and is a predicted model, not a curated record. NCBI's taxonomy places the organism in Eukaryota, Viridiplantae, Streptophyta, Magnoliopsida, Rosales, Cannabaceae. Gene Ontology annotation, molecular function: protein binding; ADP binding. The coding region runs from base 428 to 3697 and encodes 1089 amino acids.